UCCAACCGGCCACGCCGUAUACCGGCGCGCUGACGUCACCGGAGGCUGCGCGCGGUAUAUACGAGAUGCGCACAGGUGGAUCCUCAAUCCUUUCUGUGACUCGCGUGAGACCAGUGAACCGACCAUGCUACGAUUUGUGACACUUUGCGCGGUUGCGGUGGCGCUGUCAUCGGCAGCUCCCAACCCGGUCUCCAACGUGUUUGAGAUCGACAUCUCGCCCGAAGAGGCGGCGAAGUACCUGAACAGCCCGCCGUUCACAGCGCCCCAGCUUUCUGGACGCACCGGCGUUCUCCCUCUGGUGAGAUAUAACGAUCCGAGGUUCCGCGCGGCGGAGGCUGGCCCUACUCUAGGCCACUACUGGAAAAAUGGCCAUGAGAUUGAGAAUACCGAUGACUAUGUAGAAGAGGUUUACGAUGCGUCUCAAUUUCACGGACAAGACGGUCUCGGCGGCUACGCCUACGGCUACCAGGCGCCCGAGUCCUCGAAGGUGGAAAACCGAGCCAGGUCCGGUGACGUCACUGGUUCCUACACCUACAAGGACGGCAACAAUGAACUCAUCAAGGUACGCUACUGGGCUGACAGCGAAGGCUUCCACCAAGAAGACAACCUGCCGAAGGUAGAGCUGAAGCCUGUAGAGGAGGCCCCUGACGUCCGCGAGGCCCGUCUGGCGCACGAGAAGGCCUGGCAGGAGGCCGCCGCUGCUGCCGCCCAGAACCCUGAUCCUCAGGGCGAAUACAACAGCAACUACGACUACAACCAAGCUGCCUCCGAGCAGCAGCAGAACGUAGUCGCCCCCCUCGCCGCCGCCCCCGCCCGCGAAGGCAAGGCUUUCGCGCAGGCGCAGAGCAGCUUCCAGUCCAACCAGUACAGCCAGAAGCAACAGUACCAACAGCAGCCGCAGAAAUAUGGCCAGCAGCAACAGUAUGGACAGCAGCAGCAAGGACAACAGCAGCAUGGUCAAGAGCAAGAAGAGCCUGAGCCUACUGGCCCGCCACGUGGUUUCUUCUACAGUUUCAACUACCCAGUGUCCAUCAUUGUGCCUAAGAAUGCCGAACAGGGGCCCGGCGCCCUCACCCCUGGACAACUUUUGGACCAUGAUAGCGUUGGCGUCAGUGCUCAUGCCCACCAGGGCUAAACUUUUGCUUAGCCUGAAACCUUUACCCGCUGCUAUUAAAGAUAGGUCCAAAAAAUGGUCCCUGAGGUACACUAAAAUAUAAUAAUAAAGAACUGUUAUAAUAGCAGAGGAUAAAGGCGACCUAAAAUUGUAUAAGUAAAUAAUACAGGAAAUUUAGGUAUAAUUUUCAAUGUAAAAUCAAAUAUUGAGAAGUUACAUUUGAAUAAAUACGUAAGGUCUCUAAUUGGUCUGUGAUACUUGAAUAUUUGUCAGACGAACAAGUUCUUUCAGUUUGAGCUUAAUAGUGUUGAGCCAUAGUUUUUACUUUUACGUCUUGACAAUGUUUCAAACUUAGUCUUUCACUUCCACAUCCAACGAUACUUUACCUUUUCUGGUAUUGGAAUCAUUUUGUGCCUUCCGUGAACUGAUUAUAAUCAGUCGAUUUGUAUGUGCGUUGUCCACGUGCGUAUCUUUAAUCGAUAUAAAUCGGUUGUCGUUGCCAUUUUAUGAUGUAGGUUAACUUAGAAAUUAGUAUGAUAAUAGUCGGCGUUUGAAAGUGUAACUAUGUGCGAUUACCUAUAAUGUUUUACAUUCAAGCAUAUUUAGUUUUUUUUUUGGAAAACAAAAUAAGC
Molecule: messenger RNA, 1746 nt
Organism: Cydia fagiglandana
Lineage: Eukaryota; Metazoa; Arthropoda; Insecta; Lepidoptera; Tortricidae
Gene: Cpr67B
Product: RNA-binding protein EWS-like
Exons: 7
Coding region: 125-1135 (336 amino acids)
Source: RefSeq, a predicted model, not a curated record